AUGCCCCUCUCUGCUCCUCCUUGCAGGGCGACGCUGCAUGUGGAGUGCGCACCCAGUUGCUCCCUCCCUCGCUCUGACUCUCGCCUUCCCCAUGCCACCCGCAUCCCCCCACACCACACCCUUCCCCCUGCUGCUCUGUUCCUCCUUGCAGGGCGACGCUGCACGUGGGGGGUGGUGAAAGCAGUUGGGUCACUCAGGUGGGUCUUCUACCGCCACCAUUGGUUCCUGGCGGCGCAUCUACACUUGCUGGCGGCGCAUCUGCACUUGCUGGCGGCGCAUCUACACUUGCUGGCGGCGCAUCUGCACGUGCUGGCGGCGCAUCUGCACUUGCUGGUGGCGCAUCUGCACUUGCUGGCGGCGCAUCUACACUUGCUGGCGGCGCAUCUGCACUUGCUGGCGGCGCAUCUACACUUGCUGGCGGCGCAUCUACACUUGCUGGCGGCGCAUCUGCACUUGCUGGCGGCGCAUCUACACUUGCUGGUGGCGCAUCUGCACUUGCUGGCGGCGCAUCUGCACUUGCUGGCGGCGCAUCUACACUUGCUGGUGGCGCAUCUGCACUUGCUGGCGGCGCAUCUGCACUUGCUCUGCACCUGGGGCGACUGCCCGCACAGCCAGCAAGCGGUGAAACGUCAGGAAGCAAAUGGCAAGGGGAUGAUGAGUGGUGCAAGGGGAUG
This is a messenger RNA of Closterium sp. Naga37s-1, 674 nucleotides long. NCBI's taxonomy places the organism in Eukaryota, Viridiplantae, Streptophyta, Zygnematophyceae, Desmidiales, Closteriaceae. The record is from the annotation of a GenBank genome assembly.